UGCGGCAAUAGAGGGCGCUGUUGGAGCUACCGCGGAGCAUUUUGGGAAAAAAAAAAAGAUUGACGUGUAGGAUUAAAAUCGACAGGCGCGCUGACCAGAGACCGACUUAUUAUUUUUUUUGGCCUAAUGGGGUUUAAACAUUAACAUGUGGCAGAGUAUGUAUGUCAGUCCAUCAAUUUUAAUCAAGGCUGUCUGUUUGUAAUCAGUAAUUAGUGAAGUGAACCUCCCCCUAAAAAAAGGAGCACAGUUUUAUAUAGUGGAUGGCAAACAUCAGAUCCCUGCUUUUCACUUUGUGUCUGACAACAUGUACUGAGGAGGUUUAGUGUCAGAUCUGUGCACUGCAGUAACAAGUCAAUUGGGAAGAGAUUUAACUUCUUUAUAUUCAACCAGUUUUUUUGAAAUCAUGGAGUUCUUUGAAGCGUUGUUCACUAUAGUCUUGUGUGUAUUAAUGGUUGCCAUCAUCGUAAGCAACACGUUUUGUAUCAUCGUCCUGUGGAAAGUGAGGUCCAUCAUCAAUGAAGCCCCACAGGUUCUCAUGACGUCGUUGAGCUUGGCUGACUUACUGAAUGGCCUCAUCUGUGUGUUGCCCAUGUUUCUGGUGUACCUUUUUGAAAUUUCAGACUCGGGAAGGCAAAACUCAGAUGCUUGUAGAUUCCAGGCGUUUCUUUUACAGAUAAUUCAAGUCGUAAAAGUGACGUCGCUGUUGGCCCUCAAUUUCGAUCGGUACAUUGCCGUGACUAGGGCCUUGCGUUACCACAAUAUCGUCACGGUGAAACGAGUUUACAUUGGGGUAGCGGCACUUUGGAUUCUAUCACUUGUUUCAUCACUCAUUUAUGCUAGCGCGGUGGACUGGAAAACCUCCAACGUCGACAACAUGAAGGGCUCGAAUACCUACAACAUCGACAACGUUAAGGUGUGUGUGUUUCAACUGAACCUGGCUAAUGCUCUACAUUGGUUGGAUCUGAUUGUUCUUGUCAUCCUCCCACUGAUUGUAACUGUAGUGAUAUACAUCCGGCUAUCAACAUUAGCCCGACAUCAUGCAGCUCAGAUUGGAGUGGUUGCUAAUGGAGAUGCUAAUGGAGACGGUAACCAUGACAACCAGCAACGCCUUGCUCUGCAGAACCAAGCGCAAAAGGCCUCCAAGACAACCCGUGUGAUGACUCUAGUCUUUGCCGUGACCUGCACCCCUUUCGUCCUGGCUAAAUUGGUGGCUACGUACAUGUACGCUAAUAACGUAGCUUUUUUACUGAACACUUUUUUAGUUGUUUCGUUUUGUAGCGGCCUCUGCAACAUCGUUGUGUACUUUUGCAGAAACGGCGUCGUCCGCGCUGCUAGCAAAGCCAUGCUACGGAAGAGACUGUUGCCGUGCCAACAGAUCCUCCUGAGUUGGUUCACUCGAGCUCGGCAGUUCUUUUCGCGGAUUUGCACAAGAAACAACCAACGUGCCAGUCAGCUUGACCCCGAAGUUCAAAACGCAGCCGUGCCAUCACUGCAAUCCAAUGAUAACCGAGAAGGUUCUCAUUUUUAACAGAACAGCAGAGAAUCCCAAAUGACAGUCA
Patiria miniata (bat star) is the source of this 1559-nucleotide messenger RNA. Its product is annotated as melanocyte-stimulating hormone receptor-like. The transcript has a single exon. Gene Ontology annotation, molecular function: G protein-coupled receptor activity. The coding region runs from base 404 to 1528 and encodes 374 amino acids. Gene Ontology annotation, biological process: G protein-coupled receptor signaling pathway. The record is from RefSeq and is a predicted model, not a curated record. Gene Ontology annotation, cellular component: membrane. NCBI's taxonomy places the organism in Eukaryota, Metazoa, Echinodermata, Asteroidea, Valvatida, Asterinidae.